AUGUCCGCGGUGAUGAGCACGCUGUCCAUGAUCAGCGGUACUCGCCGCGCGCACCGCAAGCUCGCCUGCAGUCGCAAGUCCGGUCAGUUCUCUGAUGCGGGGGAGGAGCGCUCGCGCAGCCAGCAUGACCUCCACAAGCAACAGCGAUCGGCGUCACUGCAAACUCUGGAGGCGGGCGGCGGCGGGGUCAGCAACCUCGAGAGCCUGGAGGCCAAGAUGGCCAGUAUCGAGGUGUCGCUAGCGGGGUCGCGGCGGCGCAGCGCAGGCGCACGUGACGUCAGCCGCGAGCUCGAUGCGCUGAGGACUGCACUCACAGAUAAGGACACCCUCAUACAAAGUCUAAAGAAGCAACUCAGUGCAUCGCUAAGUGCAGCGCGGCUCGCUUCCCCCACGGCAUCCAGAGCCAGCUCCCACGAGGACCACGCCACCGCCCUCUCAGCAGACGAGAGGAGGGCACUGGAGGAACGAGCCAAUGCCGUCCGGAGCGAGCUCGACACUCGCAAGGCUAACAUACAGGAACUCAGGAGACGACUUGAGAAGACACAUGUUACUGAUAACAUAGACACGCGAAUCCAGCAAGCAGAGUUGCAGUACAAGCUGGGCCGCGAGGAGCUGGAGCUGCUGACGCUGAGCGAGCAGGCGCGUGCGCUCGCGCAGCUCAUCGAGCAGGCCGACGCAGCUGCCAACCGAAAUAACCGAACUACGUUAUACAGUGCGGUGCGUGACUGUGGCGGGUGCGCGUCAGUAGUGACGGUAGAGGCUCGCGAGGGCACAUGGGGUGCAGUCCCGCGUGGCUCCGGCAUGCUCAUAGAGUGGCCUGGCGACAAUGUCGGCCUUAAGGCUGGAGACAGGCUGUUAGAAGUAAACGGCACAUCAGUGAUAGCGUGCCGCAACCAGGAGGAUCUGCAGCGCGCCACGAGUGCUGCCAACCCUGCGCGGCUCGUGCUCUUGCGCAACACUGCCACUACACACGCGCCGCAACCAGCCAAUGGCUUCACACAGAACGAAGCUGCGUCAUUACGAGCGGAGCUGGGAGCCCUACGGUCAGCAGCAGACGACGCUGAGAAAGCAAAGGAAGGCUUGCGCGCUGACAACACCAGGCUCACACACCGCAUCUCCUACCUCGAGGAACAGGUCGCCGAGCUCCUCAGCAGACACACACAGCUUCAUUCAACAAGCAGUAACGACAGCUGCAUCACAGUGAACAAGACAAAGAAGAAUGUCACUAAUAUCAACAUCACAACAGAUCCUCAUCCGAAGCCCAGUCCCAAGUCCGAAGUACAGGUGUUCCAGAAAGGUCCCGACAUUACUGCCAUCGUUGCCAAAUUACCGGGCCUCGACGGUGCAGAGAAUAACCUGCCUAUGAUAAGACCGAGGUCUAAUGCUUCAGGAGCUUCUUCCCGUGCUGCUAUAUCACCCCGAGCGUCUCCGCCCCUGAACCACAGGUCGCACAGCUCGCACAGUCUCGAACACAAAGCCGAACGAAUGCGUCACUCUCUUUCCCACCACUGUAUUCAUGGUGCAGUUGACUAUAGUGCUGAAACUGACGCAGCGAUCCGCAUGAUCGAGAGGAACCAGAGGCACAUAGAGAAACAACGAAUGAAGAACGAGAGACUGAGCAGGUCUAAGUGCGAGGACUACUUCAGGUCAGACAGCGACCUCGACAUACGGGACACGCAUUCCAGCGCCAGCGUAGACCCCAGGCACUACGAGAUAAAGAAGGCAGCAGACAGAAUAGAGGAAAGUAUAAAAAAAACCAACUGGGCUGAGAGAAAAACUCUUUCAAUAAUUGAGCAACUGAAGCGAUCACAACGGCUUCGGAAAAUGAAGAAGAACGACAGCUCAGAGGACAUUCAGCUGGAAUCUGAAAGACACUACAUGUACCACAGAAUAGACGGCAAGGUCUUAGAGAACGCUCACAAAUCCAGUAGACGGACUUCCAAACUACACUCGCGCAGUGCCAAGUCUUCCGAGUUUGAAUCCGAGUCAGACUUUCCUAACGGCGACAUGUACAGCAGCUCGCCGCGGAUAGACUAUGGCUCCGAGACGUGCUCCAGGAUGAGUCAUUACAAAAAGAAUGAUGAUAGAAAAGACAGCGACGUGAAGUCGCGACCGACGCCGCCGCGGAAGCCACUGCGGCUAUCUCUUCACAAAGCGAGAAGUGCGCACUCUUUGAUAAACGGUAGUGAGUCUGAGACUCCUAGUAGACCAGCCUCAGAGGCAAAGCAUACAGAUACCGAGUGCAAUAAGAGGCCCGUGAAGAGAACACACGCAGCCGACAAGUGGGCGCGGGAGAGGAUCCGCGACGCCGGCCGCGCCACGCCCCGACCCACGAGGAAACACCUCAACGGACUGACUGCGUGCGAGGCGCCCGCCGCAGAUGACCUCUACCCAGAAAACACACACAUGCCUGUCCGGAUAAAUGGAAUGGGGGCCAAGUGGUGUUAG
Messenger RNA from Spodoptera littoralis (African cotton leafworm), 2448 nucleotides. The record is from the annotation of a GenBank genome assembly. Lineage: Eukaryota; Metazoa; Arthropoda; Insecta; Lepidoptera; Noctuidae.